Anopheles merus is the source of this 703-nucleotide messenger RNA. It is a transcript of the gene RpL37a, whose product is annotated as probable 60S ribosomal protein L37-A. Gene Ontology annotation, molecular function: RNA binding; structural constituent of ribosome. The record is from RefSeq and is a predicted model, not a curated record. Gene Ontology annotation, biological process: translation. Lineage: Eukaryota; Metazoa; Arthropoda; Insecta; Diptera; Culicidae. Bases 112 to 387 code for a protein of 91 amino acids. The transcript is spliced from 3 exons. Gene Ontology annotation, cellular component: cytosolic large ribosomal subunit; ribosome.
CCAACAGCGCUGUCACCGAGCUGCAGUCAUCGCUGGUUCCGGCCGUAACCUUUCUUUUGGUGUUGCGUGCCUUGCAAGGCAGGUUGCUAAAGUGCUGUGUAGAAACACACGAUGACUAAGGGUACUUCCAGCUUUGGAAAGCGGCACAACAAAACCCACACGUUGUGCCGCCGUUGUGGUAGAUCGUCCUACCAUAUUCAGAAGCAUACAUGCUCGCGCUGUGGCUAUCCGGCCGCCAAGAUCCGAUCCUACAACUGGUCGGAGAAGGCUAAGCGCAGGAGAACCACCGGUACCGGCCGUAUGCGCUACCUGAAGGUGGUGCGCCGCCGUUUCCGCAACGGAUUCCGCGAGGGUCAGGUGGCGAAGCCGCGCAAGUCCGCAGCUUAAGCAGUAGUUUAUACAAACUCACUACCACCUUGUUCCCCCCAUAUUCUUCUCUUCCCUUAUGUGUAUGCAUCAGCACCGUUGGUUAAUUUGGCGACAAAAGAGGAAACGCGUUGGACUGUGAUUUUGAGAAUCAUUUAGCGUCACCGUUUCACCACUGUCCACACCUACGCUCGGAUAUAUUUGACAAGGGUGGAUUGGGGUGUGUCGUGGCCGGAAGAUUCGAAAGAUGCAGACCAGCAGAUAAAGUAACCGCCUUUUUCUUAUCCAAUUGUAAAGGCAUGCAAACAAGGAAGUGAAAUAAACCGUUUGAAACACA